AAUCUGUCUUGUCAUAUGGAUGUAAGGCUUUCCUGUUGAUGAAAGUGGUGAUAUGAUCAUGAGCCGAAUUCCAACAGAGGAUUGAGCCCCGUUGUUGGCGGAAGCAACAGGCCCUUGCAGCAAUAAAUAAAAGUUGUCCCACAUCGAGAUUCCACAACAAGAAGCCACCAUUUACAUGUUUCGCACCAAGCCCCAAUGCAUCAUGAAGACCUGCUAAGCAAGUUGAAAUCGCAUGAAAUGGAGGCUCGAACAGCGCCUUGUACAUACUUGAAAACAUCAUGACCAAUGCUGCGGUGCCAUCAUCGUCUCAUCGCCUGCCAACACAAAGCGCGUCAGAAGCACUUCUAGACUUGCAAAAAGACGACCGAAUCGUAAUUCGUACUGGCCUUGCCCGUCUCGAUCGGAUUUUCGCAGGAUACGACAGUUCCUCGUCGGUAGGAAUCGAUCGUGGGAAGGUCACUGAGAUAUGGGGCCCGAGUGGCACGGGAAAAACUCUCCUGGCACUGCAGGUAGCUCGGGAGACUUUGAAAAGUGCAGGCAAUGUCGUAUGGUUGGAUGCCUCAAAACCCUUUACUUCGCCGAAUGUUGACGCACUUGCGCGAGAAGUCACUGCUGGAUCGAGUCACCGUGAUGGCGAAUCGUCAGCAUCCUCGUCGAAAAACUCACUACAAAGAGUAAUCCUACAUACACUCUCACAUCUGGUGACGCUUGUGCUUCAUCCACCUCCGUCAUUUCCACCGGCCAAGACAAAGCUGCUGGUCAUCGACAGCCUGAAUCUUAUUGUUGACCAAGACUACCCACGUCUACCAUACCUCUCGAGCACGCGAACUGAAUCGCAGAAAUGGAAGGCCAGUCGACGUUAUGCGGUCCUUGGUUCUUUGAUCUCAGGCCUCACAAAACUCGCCGCCCUCCAUGGCAUGGCCGUCAUCGUGACAACUGGUUGUAGUCCGCGCAGCAGGACUGACAGUGGCAAAGGAGCCGCGAUUGCGCCCGGUAUCGGAGGUGCCGAGUGGGAGACUGGAGUGUGGAAUCGCGUUGUGUUGUUCCGCGAUUUUGCAGGUCGAUUUAUCGGAGUGCAGAAGUUGCAAGGCAAGAAUCUCCAGCCGAUGGAUCCGGUUGGUCAUACAGGGAUUGUCACUCGAUUCGAAGUCCUUGAUGGUGGGCAGCUUCGUCAUCCAUUGGGUGACGAACAGGGAACGAACGAUGUCCACUCCAAUAAGCCGACUGCCCCUUCUUCGUCAAGCCCAGUCAAGAAUGGUCUGAAGCGCCCUUACGAUGAAGUCGCUGAUUCGGAUGAUGAUGAGAUCGACGAAUAUGGGUGGGCAGAAGCGGACGAUGAGGUUGCCGUUAUGGCUGAUGUGGUGAUACUUGGUAAUCAGCCUGCGACGGAAUCAGCUCCAGCUGAAUAGCUCAAAAAAAGCUCGUCAUCGGCAGCAUGAGCAGAAUAAACUAUCGUCUAUGGCAUUCUGACUCGACAGAAAUCAUUUCGAAGCUCCACAGCUCGAUAACGCCACAGGUACG
Dissoconium aciculare CBS 342.82 is the source of this 1521-nucleotide messenger RNA. Its product is annotated as P-loop containing nucleoside triphosphate hydrolase protein. Gene Ontology annotation, biological process: meiotic DNA recombinase assembly; reciprocal meiotic recombination. NCBI's taxonomy places the organism in Eukaryota, Fungi, Ascomycota, Dothideomycetes, Mycosphaerellales, Dissoconiaceae. Gene Ontology annotation, cellular component: replication fork; Rad51B-Rad51C-Rad51D-XRCC2 complex; Rad51C-XRCC3 complex. The record is from RefSeq and is a predicted model, not a curated record. The transcript has 4 exons. The coding region runs from base 279 to 1409 and encodes 376 amino acids. Gene Ontology annotation, molecular function: ATP hydrolysis activity; four-way junction DNA binding; crossover junction DNA endonuclease activity.